AUGGAGGAAGAAACCAAUCGACAGCCCACCUUCCUUGAUGUACUCGUACAGAAAGAUAGUAACGACAAACUCCAGACCACUGUGUAUCGGAAACCUACCCACACAGAUCAAUACAUACACUAUGCCUCCAACCAUCCACCUCAAGUCAAGAAAGGAAUUGUUUCAACCCCAGCAAGACGAGCUCAAAACAUCUGUUCCACGAAGCAACAUCUAACUACUGAACUAAACCAGCUCAAACAAGUAUUUACACAGUAUAACCUCUAUCCUGAGCAACUAGUACAACAGACGAUACAGAACAUCACCAAGAAAUCUCGGAAAUCCCCCUGUCAACAGUCUGCGCCCUUUGUAAUCAGCCUCCCUUACUUUGGAACAGUAAGCCACAAAAUCCAGAGACUCUUAAAGAAACAGGCCAACAUUGAUGUAAUUUUCAAGAGAGGUCAUACCAUUCAGAACAAUUAA
This is a messenger RNA of Haliotis rufescens (red abalone), 459 nucleotides long. RefSeq lists its product as uncharacterized. The record is from RefSeq and is a predicted model, not a curated record. NCBI's taxonomy places the organism in Eukaryota, Metazoa, Mollusca, Gastropoda, Lepetellida, Haliotidae. Bases 1 to 459 code for a protein of 152 amino acids. The transcript has a single exon.